AUGAACUCCUCCGACAAGAAGCUCGGGCUGGACUCGGCCGACGCGCUCAUGGCGCAGGGCCCCCACGCGCUGCACAGCUACGUGGCCGACAAGGUGCAGGCUGCCAUGGGCAAGGCCAUGCCCCAAAUGGAGGUGCGCUUCAAGGACCUGUCCAUCUCCGCCAAGGUCUUCGCCUCCAGACACUCGGACCCCAAGUCCCAGCUGCCCACGCUCUACAACAGCGUCAAGAAGGCUGCCACUAGAGUCAACAAGGACAAGUACACGGCCGAGAAGACCAUCCUCAAGAGCGCCAGCGGCGUCUUCAAGCCCGGCACCAUCACGCUGCUGUUGGGCCAACCUGGAUCGGGCAAGUCGUCGCUCAUGAAGGUGCUGAGCGGCCGCUUCCCGCUCGAGAAGAACGUGACAAUCGACGGUGACAUCACGUACAACGGCGUCCCACAGGCCGACAUCAUGAAGCGGCUACCGCAGUUCGCCGCCUACGUGACACAACGAGACAAGCACUUCCCCACACUGACCGUGAAGGAGACGCUCGAAUUCGCCCACGCCUUCUGCGGUGGAGGGAUCUCCAAGCGUGGAGAGGAGCUGCUGUCGAGAGGCACCCCUGAGGCCACUGCGGAAGCGCUCGACGCCAUCAAGGCUCUCUACGCGCACUACCCAGAGGUCAUCGUGAAGCAGCUGGGGCUUGAAAACUGCAAGGACACCAUCGUGGGCAACGCCAUGCUGCGUGGUGUGUCCGGAGGCGAACGCAAACGCGUGACCACGGGCGAGAUGGAGUUCGGUAUGAAGUACAUGACGCUCAUGGACGAGAUCAGUACGGGCCUGGACAGCGCCGCCACCUUCGAUAUCAUUAGCACUCAGCGUGGAAUCGCCAAGACCCUGCAGAAGACGGUGGUCAUCGCUCUGCUGCAGCCUUCGCCCGAGGUAUUCGAGCUGUUCGACGACGUGAUGAUCCUGAACGACGGUGAAGUCAUGUACCACGGCCCUCGCGACAAAGCUGUGCCGUUCUUUGAGAGUCUAGGAUUCAAGUGUCCUCCUGAUCGAGACGAAGCUGACUUCCUUUUGGAUCUGGGCACCAACCAGCAGUACGGCUACGAAGUGGAGCUGCCUGCAGGUAUGACGCACCACCCGCGUCUAGCGAGUGAGUUCGCAGAGAUUUUCCGGCGUUCCUCGAUUCACCAAAGAAUGCUCCAGGCAUUGGAAGUUCCUCACGAUCCUGAGCUUCUUGAGAACGUUGGCGCACACAUGGACCCGAUGCCCGAGUUCCGUCGUGGAUUCUGGGAGAACACCCGGACUCUCAUGAAGCGGCAAACGAUGGUUACUCUCCGCAACACUGCGUUCAUCAAGGGCCGCUGCAUUAUGGUGGUGCUGAUGGGGCUCAUCUACUCGAGCACCUUUUGGCAAGUCGACCCCACCAAUGUCCAAGUGGCGCUAGGUAUCAUGUUCCAAGCCGUCCUAUUCCUCGCUCUGGGGCAGGUUUCCCAGAUCCCGACGUUCAUGGCGGCCCGAGACGUGUUCUACAAGCAACGCGGAGCCAACUUCUUCCCGACGUCGGCGUAUGUCCUCGCGUGCUCUGUCGCCCAAGUCCCGAUGGCCGUCGCCGAGAGCAUCAUCUUUGGCUCGAUGGUCUACUGGAUGUGCGGCUUCGUUUCCACGGCUGGCGCCUUCAUCUGCUACAUGAUCCUGCUCAUCCUGACGAACCUUGUCUUCUCGUCGUGGUUCUUCUUGCUGACAGCAAUGUCUCCGGACUUCCACAUUGCCAAGCCGUUUGCUACCUUCACCGUGGUGUUCUUUAUCCUGUUCGCUGGCUUUGUCAUGGCCAAGAGCACCAUGCCAGGCUGGUUUGAAUGGAUCUAUUGGAUUAACCCGAUCGCUUGGUGUCUUCGCGGUCUCGCUGUGAACCAGUACCGUGCUGCCAAGUUCGACGUCUGCAUCUACGAGGGUGUCGACUACUGCAGCAAGUACGAAAUGAACAUGGGCGAGUACUAUCUGUCACAGUACGAUGUGCCGUCCUCGAAGGUGUGGGUGUGGGCCGCCAUGCUGUUCAUGAUCGCCUGCUACGCGCUCUUCAUGGCUCUGGGGUGGUACGUGCUUGAAUACCACCGCUUCGAGAGCCCCGAGCACACGAUCAUCAAGGACAAGGACGAAGAAGCGGACGGAAGCUACGCACUGGCAGCAACUCCCAAGGGAUCCAGCACCAGCUCGGCGGCUCGAGCGGUUGCUUUGGACAUCGGGCGCGAAAAGAACUUCACGCCGGUGACCAUCGCAUUCCAGGAUUUGUGGUACUCGGUGCCGCACCCGAAGAACCCGAAGGAGUCGCUCGAUCUACUGAAGGGUAUCAGCGGAUUCGCCAAGCCUGGUACCAUGACGGCUUUGAUGGGAUCCUCGGGCGCAGGCAAGACGACGCUCAUGGACGUGAUCGCGGGUCGUAAGACUGGCGGCAAAAUUCAGGGGAAGAUUUUGUUUAACGGCUACGAGGCCACGGACUUGGCCAUCCGACGAUGCACGGGCUACUGCGAGCAGAUGGACAUCCACUCGGAUGCGACGACGUUCCGCGAGGCCUUCACGUUCAGCGCCUUCCUUCGUCAAGACAGCAGCAUCCCGGACAGCAAGAAGUUCGACUCGGUGGAAGAGGUGCUGGACCUGCUGGACAUGCACGACAUCGCAGACCAAAUUGUGCGCGGCAGCUCGGUGGAGCAGAUGAAGCGGCUGACGAUCGGCGUGGAGCUUGCCGCCCAGCCAAGCGUGCUGUUCCUGGACGAACCGACCAGCGGCUUGGAUGCACGCUCGGCCAAGCUGAUCAUGGAUGGAGUUCGAAAGGUGGCCGACAGCGGACGGACCAUUGUAUGCACGAUCCACCAGCCGUCGUCCGAUGUGUUCUACCUGUUCGACCACUUGCUGUUGCUGAAGCGCGGCGGUGAGACGGUUUUCGUCGGUGAACUGGGCGAGAAGUGCCGCAAACUGGUGGAGUACUUCGAGGACAUCCCGGGUGUUGCGCCGCUGCCGGAACGGUACAACCCUGCCACAUGGAUGCUCGAGUGCAUUGGCGCCGGAGUCAACAACGGCGGUCACAACACGAUGGACUUCGUCGAAUACUUCAAGAACAGCGAGGAGAAGCGCGUUCUGGACAACGAGAUGGCUCAGGAGGGUGUGACCGUCCCCGCUCCCAACCUCCCGGAGAUGAUCUUCCAGAGGAAGCGCGCCGCGAGCUCGUGGACGCAGGCCAAGUUCUUGACGAUGCGCUUCAUGCGAAUGUACUGGCGCACGCCCACGUACAACAUGACGCGCUUCGUGAUCGGCCUGUUCCUCGCGUUGCUCUUUGGACUAACGUAUGUGGACGUGGAGUACGUGAGCUACCAGGGGAUCAACGGCGGUGUGGGUAUGGUGUUCAUGACGACGCUUUUCAACGGCGUCGUCUCGUUCAACGGCGUGCUGCCCAUUGCCUCCGGUGACCGCGCAGCUUUCUACCGGGAGCGUGCAAGUCAGACUUACAGUGCACUCUGGUACUUCGUGGGCUCGACGAUCGCUGAGAUCCCGUAUGUCUUCUUCGGCUGCUUGAUCUUCACGGUCAUCUUCUUCCCGUUGGUCGGCUUCACUGGGUUUGGUACGGGAGUGCUCUACUGGAUCAACGUCUCGCUGCUGGUGCUCAUGCAGACGUACAUGGGGCAGCUCUUCGUCUACGCGCUGCCAAGUGUUGAAGUCUCCGCGAUCAUCGGCGUGCUCGUGAACUCGAUUUUCUUCUUGUUCAUGGGCUUCAACCCGCCGGCGGAAUCCAUCCCCGAGGGCUACCGCUGGCUGUACGCGAUCACACCGCAGAAGUAUUCACUCGCGAUUCUCGAGGCGCUCGUGUUCACCGACUGUCCGAACGAACCGACCUGGAACAGCACGCUCGGCGCGUACGAGAACGUGGGCUCGGAGCUCGGGUGCCAACCGGUGACGGGCCUGCCGCUCACGAUCGACCACAUCACCGUCAAGGGCUACGUCGAGUCGGUCUUCGAGAUGAAGCACGACGACAUCUGGAGCAACUUCGGCUACGUCUUCUUGUUCAUCGGCAUCCUGCGGCUACUGGCCUUGCUGUCGCUGCGCUACAUCAACCACCAGAAGAGAUAG
This is a messenger RNA of Phytophthora sojae, 4107 nucleotides long. RefSeq lists its product as hypothetical. The transcript has a single exon. The coding region runs from base 1 to 4107 and encodes 1368 amino acids. The record is from RefSeq and is a predicted model, not a curated record. Gene Ontology annotation, molecular function: ABC-type transporter activity; ATP hydrolysis activity; ATP binding. Gene Ontology annotation, cellular component: membrane. NCBI's taxonomy places the organism in Eukaryota, Oomycota, Peronosporomycetes, Peronosporales, Peronosporaceae.